This is a messenger RNA of Suillus paluster, 754 nucleotides long. RefSeq lists its product as uncharacterized. NCBI's taxonomy places the organism in Eukaryota, Fungi, Basidiomycota, Agaricomycetes, Boletales, Suillaceae. The record is from RefSeq and is a predicted model, not a curated record. The coding region runs from base 151 to 573 and encodes 140 amino acids. The transcript has 4 exons.
CGAUAAACUUCGCCAGCUUUCCCACGAAAUCCGGUCAGUGACCGGCAGAACACUGACCAUGCGGCUGUGUUUAGCAGGCUUAAGCGAGUUUGUUGAAGUUUUAGCCGACGUUCAAAAUCUAACCUGAGUCCCACUAAUGUGUGGAGCAGAAUGUGGCAGAAUUCAAGUACUGGCAGAUUCCAGAACAUAGUUCUUCCAGGUUUUGCCAGUUCUGCCGGCGGAACUUCUUCCAAACAGUCCUGUCCACAACACCAUCAUGAUCCGUCCAACUUGGACAUCCCCUUCAACAGAUUUGGCAGUUUGUUUCAAGUGGUGAAUGUAGUAACUGACAGAUCUAACAGCAGUUAUAUAGACGAGAGUACAAGAGUCAAGAGAGCAUCAUUACUCCUGUUGGUUGUAGUCUUGGUCAUCGCUGCUUCUACAGGCCUACUAGCCACAGAACUUCCGCACACAUCGAGCGACGUCGUUUCUAACCAAUUCCUUCUAUUUGUCUUCAUCUCAUCCUUCUUCGUACCAUAUACAGUCCGCUACUUGCCAACCCGCUUCAUAAGAUCUACCGAACUUGGGGCCUGAGUUAUUCCACGAGGACGCCACCUUUCUUUGCAGACAAACAGAACCACCCUACAUAACGAGCGGUGUUCUUUUCUAGCUUGAAUCGAUCAGCAGUUGCGGAACAGGUACCAGUAUGCUUAUAUCACAUACCCAGCGAAAAUAAAUAUUCCCCGUACUCGCAUUCAGUGGCGAACUGAGUUGC